Messenger RNA from Cladophialophora psammophila CBS 110553, 1515 nucleotides. RefSeq lists its product as uncharacterized. Gene Ontology annotation, cellular component: membrane. The transcript is spliced from 7 exons. Bases 1 to 1515 code for a protein of 504 amino acids. Gene Ontology annotation, molecular function: transmembrane transporter activity. Gene Ontology annotation, biological process: transmembrane transport. The record is from RefSeq and is a predicted model, not a curated record. NCBI's taxonomy places the organism in Eukaryota, Fungi, Ascomycota, Eurotiomycetes, Chaetothyriales, Herpotrichiellaceae.
AUGGCCGAAACUUUCGAGAAAACCAACUCCGUCCUCAGCGUCGCCGACACCUUUGCGCAUCACGAGAAUAAGGAGGAGGAUGACCAAAUCGCUGGAGCAGAAAGAUAUGACGAGGUCGAGGUGCGCAAAGUUCUACGACGAGUCGAUGUUCGCCUGCUACCACUAUUGACUCUCCUCUACCUUAUUUCGUUCCUUGACAGAGGCAACAUCGGCAACGCGCGGGUGGCAGGGUUGCAGAAAGACUUGGGCUUAACGGACGGUCAAUACAACUUGUGCCUGACGGUGUUCUUCUUCUCCUAUGCUUUCUUCGAGGUCCCCAGCAACAUUGUCCUCAAAAUACUUCGCCCACGGAUCUGGAUCCCUAUCAUCGUCCUGGCCUGGGGCACAGUGAUGACUCUAAUGGGCGUUGUGCAGAACUUUGGCGGACUCGUUGCAACGCGAUUUUUCUUGGGGCUCGCUGAGGCAGGAUUUUUCCCAGCAUCAACGUACGUGAUCACCACUUGGUAUACCCGUCAUGAGAUCCAAACCCGGAUUGGAGUUUUCUUCUGCGCCGGGUCUCUGGCAGGAGCAUUUUCUGGGCUUCUGGCCUUUGCUAUCCAGAAAAUGGAUGGGAUCGGCGGCUUGGAGGGAUGGAGAUGGAUUUUCAUCUUGGAGGGCCUCCUCACCCUCAUGGUUGGUAUGGCUUGCGCAAUCUCUUUACCUAAUGGACCUCAAACAGCACGGUUCCUCUCCGCCGAGGAGAAAGAUUGCAUCAUUGGUCGAUUGAAACGUGAUGCACAUGAAGGUGGCGACGAGUUGAUUGGGGACACUCCCUUUGAGAUGAGGUAUCUCUAUGACACCUUGAAAGACUGGAAAAUCUACCUGUCGGUGAUAAUCUUCUGGGGUAACUCGAUUUCUACCUAUGGAUUCAUCUUCUCUCUCCCUAUUGUUAUUAAAGGCUUGGGCUACUCGGCGGCAAACGCGCAACUCCUUACGAUUCCUAUCUACGCCACCGCGCUGCUGGUCACUAUAAUAACCUGCUACUAUGCCGAUCACACAAAACAACGCUCGCCGUUCAUCAUCUACCCGUUUAUGUUGGCGGUGGUCGCCUAUGCAAUCCUCAUUGCUCUUCCGAAGGACAAGUAUCCGGGAGCAAGGUACGGGAUGCUUUUCGUGGUCGCAGCCGGACUAUAUCCCUCCAUCUGCACUGUAAUCGCUUGGAAUGCCAACAACCUGGCUGGACCAUGGAAACGUGCAAUUGGAAUUGCUCUUCAGCUCACGAUUGGCAACCUAGGUGGUGCAAUCGGUUCGAACAUUUAUUUGCAGCGUCAAGCACCACACUAUUGGUUGGGCUAUGGAUUUUCUCUUGCCAUCAUUCUAUGUGCCAUCACAUCAGCAUAUGUUUUGAGAUUCCUACUGAGCCGCCAAAAUAAGCAACGAGAAAGAAUGACCCCAGAGGAAAUCUAUACCAAAUAUUCCCCGGAGGAGCUGAAGAGGCUAGGCGACAAAAGUCCUUUCUUCAAAUAUACACUCUAG